Molecule: messenger RNA, 1406 nt
Organism: Zophobas morio
Lineage: Eukaryota; Metazoa; Arthropoda; Insecta; Coleoptera; Tenebrionidae
Product: IQ domain-containing protein E-like
Exons: 5
Coding region: 62-1399 (445 amino acids)
Source: RefSeq, a predicted model, not a curated record
UUUCCUAAAUAACUGCCUCUGCGUCUAGUUGGUGGUUGCGUUUCUGUGUUAAAUAUUUACGAUGUAUCGAGACGAGUUGCAGGACGACGAAGAUUUGCGUGUGGAAAUAUUUCAUCUAAAAAAACAACUGUCUAAUGUUAGCACGGAAAAUAAUUUCUUGAAGGUAAAAAUUAGGAAACUACAAAACGAAAUCGUGAAAAAGGACAAGCAGAUGGAUGUUAUGUUGGAUCCUCGUAAGACUAAUGACGUUCGUAAAAUACUGUACGAACGCAGCGCUUCAUUCGUCUUAAACAUGAAAGAAAAAAACGACGAAUUAUUGUAUCUUCUACGCGAAAAAGACGUCCUAAUAAGACGUCUUCAGAACCAGCUGGACAUUACCAAAUUAUACUCGCAACCACCCAAACGUCACUUUCCGUGCAAAUGUCCAGAUCAUGUAGAACUCGACAACAAAAUUCGCCAAAUACAAGUAAAAACGUCGCGUUGUAAAAGCGGAAAUUUUUGCCUCAAAGCUUCGCAAGACGACGAAAAUAAAAAGAAAGAGAGAAGUUUAUCGUGGACCCCUGGUCUUCACGAAGCUGAAUCUACCCUUAUCGAAGAACUAAAAUCAAACGAAGAAAAGUGCAAUAAAGCACAAAGUAGUGCACAUGACGUAAAAGAUCAAUACAGGAGUCUGUCUCGCGAUCACCUUCUAUCAAUUAUUGAAAAUUUGAAGAACAAUCAAAGAUAUUCGCCGUUAUCUCAACAAACCAGCUCCAGAAAGUCUAGUCCUGAAAGCGAUUUAGAACGAAUAGAGCUUUUGUGUGAAAGCCCUCAUGAAGAAAUACAACAACUUCAUCUACAUUUCCUGGAUAUGAUUUCUGAGGUAGAUCAUCUGAAGAAUACAAUCGCUCAGUUGCAAAACAAUCAAGAGAAGACAGACAACGUGUUGCGAAAAAAAAAUACAAACAUUGACAAACUAGCACAAGAAAUAAAAAAUCUAAAACGCCCAAAAUCCAGGCCUAAACCUAGCCGAAAUCGUAGUAAUAGGUGCUACAGCAGCGCAGAUUUCGUCAGUCAAGUGUAUUCUACAAACAACACCGUUAACAAUCAUAAAAGAGACUGCGUUAGAAGCGAAAGAAACAAACGUGUUAAAACAAACGAAAAGAAAAGUAAUGAUAAAGAAGAAAAGUCAGAUCGUUCUAAAGCAAGUACACUAAGAAGAAAGCAAGAUAUGAAAAACGCGAUGGUUCAAGUAAGCGAAAUAGACAGUCCGGAAAGCUCCAAUCGAUGUGUUUACAUCGAAAAGGAGAGUAUCACGAUUACACAAAAGGCCACAUCUGUUGAUAAACAAGAAAAAGAGUACGAUUAUGAGGACGAAAUAUUCGAGGAAUGUGACGACGAAUCCGUUGCAGCGACUUGAAACUUUA